This is a messenger RNA of Drosophila kikkawai, 1846 nucleotides long. RefSeq names its product membrane metallo-endopeptidase-like 1. Gene Ontology annotation, cellular component: plasma membrane. Lineage: Eukaryota; Metazoa; Arthropoda; Insecta; Diptera; Drosophilidae. The record is from RefSeq and is a predicted model, not a curated record. Gene Ontology annotation, molecular function: metalloendopeptidase activity. Gene Ontology annotation, biological process: proteolysis.
AUGGAGGCAAUUACUCGUGUUAUAUGUCUGCUAUUGCUACUCGGAAUUGCGGCAGCCCACAAACCCAGUCCCGAUGAGGUGGCCCUGAACGAAAUACUUCAACGCAUGGACAACACCGCCAAUCCCUGCGACGAUUUCCAAAAAUUCUCCAGCGGAAAUAUGAGUUUCGAACCUGAGACCUACAAUUUCAAUGGUUUAGUCAAACGGAAAACCAAUGACAGAAUGCAGAAGGUGUUUGAUCGACUCAAAUAUAGAGUUCUGAAGGACCCAUCCAGUUUGGAGGAGAAGGUGUGGCUUUUCUACAAUACCUGCCUCACAGCUCCAAAGUUCACGCACUCGUGGAAGCACUACAUCGGAUUGGUGCCUCCAGGAAGGGGCCUCACCUGGCCACAUCUUACACCCCCCGGCAGCCUGUGGCCCGAGGGGAAUUUCAAGUGGCUGGAGACUCUGGCUCGGCUGCGACGCUUCGGACUGAACACGCUGCUUAUCGAAAUGAAGGUACAGUUAAGCGGGGACGACAGCGGCGAGUUCAAGGUGCUCAUUGGAAAACAGAAUAUCCACACAAUCGAAACGGAAAAGCAAACCAAGGACCUGCUCAUCACGCUUGGGGUGUCCCGGAAGAGAGCUGGAAUUCUGGCCCGCGACAUUACGGUCCUCGAGAGAAAUAUAAAUGAACUGGCGGAGCUUAAUGAUUACCGAACCAACUUGACCAUAGAAGAGUUCGAGGUAAGAACGGGCUUAUCCCUGGGCAACUACCUUAGCAUCGCUUUCGGCAGCUCUUUCGACUCCAGUUUCGUGGUUGAGACAUCUGAAAUGGCAUAUCUAGAGCGACUGCAGGAUCUAAUGGAUAAAUUCGAAAGUGAAACCGUGGCUAGUUACCUGAUGGUAAGCUUCGUUCGGUAUCUGAGAAGCCUGGAUGGCAGCGGUGCAGAGGGCGAUCCCCGAAAGUGUGCCGCGGCUGUGGCCUUUAACAUGGAAACCGCAAGUGAGCUGCUCUACAAGGACUUCUACUUCAGGCUGGGAAAGCUUCAGCGGUAUAAUGACGAGGUCCAGCGGCUAUUCGACCUCAUCCUGGGCCAACUGAAGAGCAACCGCUUGAACCUAACGUCCGAAGUAGCGCAGUUGACUGUGGGAAAGCUACCGAAUAUUCAGAAUCAGCGACGCUUUGUCAACGACUUCUACUGGAACCUCAACCUGGAAUCUAGUGAGCUGGACUUUGCUGUGAUGCACUUGAAGGUAUUGGAGCACCGCAAUCGAAAGGUCUUGGAGCAACUGGAUGGACAGGUGCCCAAGGACAGGGAAUUUUUACUGCUUUCCAACGAUAAAUAUGCCAAUGGCGACUUGGAACCCUUGGUGUUUAAGAACACCGUUAUCCUUCCCAUUGACAUCCUACAGGAGUCCUUCUUUACGCCCGAAAUGCACGAUGUCUUCAAGGUGAGUCUGCUGGGCUUUAUCCUGACCCGCCAGAUUCUGAAGAGCUUUGUGCCCCACGAACUGUUAGUCAAGGGAUCGAUGAUGAGCUCCUUUGAACCAAAGCUGAAUCACGACGAUCCUAUCGCCUGGCUCAAUAAAACAGACUUGCAUUCGACCGAGGAUCGUGAGCUCGAUGUGAUGGCCCUUAAAACUGUCUACAAUUUGUACUUUAGAGACGACUCCAAGUUCAGCCAGGAACAGCCGAGCUUCACCAAGUUGCCGUUAAGUCAGCUGUUCCUUCUGAACUUUGCCCAAGUUUACUCAGGAGAGGCGGAGCCUAGAGACACCAGGAGGCUCAAUCAGGUGGUGAAAAAUCUGCAAUCUUUUGGUAAGGCCUUCAACUGCCCCACUGAAUCCGUCAGUAAAGAGUGAA